AUGACAAAAAUCUUAACAGCAUAUAAAGUUGCCAGAACGCUGCAGCGCGGAUUGUCUUUCACAAGAAGCAGAAACGUUGCCGGGUGGAAAUCCAAUGGGUUGCGGCUAUUUAGUCUGAAGGCCCAGACUGCACACUUGGUUCUGGAGGAUGGCACGCGUAUGAAGGGAUUCUCCUUUGGCCACGGACGCUCCACGGCCGGGGAGCUGGUCUUCAACACAGGCCUGGUGGGGUACCCAGAAGCCUUGACUGAUCCCAGCUAUAGAGGACAGAUCCUAACUCUCACCUACCCCAUUGUGGGCAACUAUGGUGUGCCCAACACAGAGGAGUUGGAUGAGCUGGGUUUGCGAAAGCAUGUGGAGUCAGACCGCAUCCAGGUCUCCGGCCUACUGGUACAAGAUUACAGCCAUGAAUACAGUCACUGGAACUCAGUCAAGUCCCUGGCGCAGUGGCUUCAAGAGGAGGAGGUCCCGGCACUGUAUGGAGUGGACACCAGAAUGCUGACCAAGAUCAUUAGGGACAAGGGAACAGUUUUGGGGAAAAUUGAGUUUGAUGGGCAGCCAGUGGAGAUUACUGACCCCAAUCAGAGAAAUUUAGUGGCAGAGGUAUCCACAAAGGAGACACAAGUGUUUGGGAAGGGCAACCCCAUCAAAGUGGUUGCUGUGGACUGCGGAAUCAAACACAACAUUAUCCGACUGCUGGUCAAGCGUGGGGCAGAAGUGCACCUGGUGCCCUGGGACCAGAACCUGCUGAGUCUGGAGUAUGACGGCCUCUUCAUCUCCAAUGGCCCUGGCAACCCUGCGCUGGCUGGAACCCUCAUCCACAACCUCCGCAAGGUGCUUGAGAGUGACCGUCCUCAGUCUGUGUUUGGUAUCUGCAUGGGGAACCAGAUCACUGCACUGGCUGCCGGGGCCAAGUCCUACAAGCUUCCUAUGGGAAACAGGGGUCAGAACCAGCCAGUGCUGAACCUGAUGACAAAUCGGGCCUUCAUCACGGCACAGAACCACGGCUACGGCAUUGACAGCCAGUCCUUGCCCCCUGGCUGGAGCCCCCUAUUCGUCAACGCCAACGAUGGCACCAAUGAGGGGAUCAUGCACAACACCAAGCCCAUUUUCACAGCGCAGUUCCACCCUGAGGCUAAAGGGGGCCCCACUGACACCGAGUUCCUGUUUGACGCCUUCAUAGCCAUGAUAAAGAAGGGGAAGGAAGCAAGCAUAUUUUCAGUGAUGCCCAAGAACCCUGACAUUCCCAAGCAGCCUCAGGUGUCCAAGGUGCUGGUUCUGGGGUCUGGUGGACUCUCCAUCGGCCAAGCCGGGGAGUUUGACUACUCUGGAUCCCAGGCAGUGAAAGCCAUGAAGGAAGAGAAUGUGAAGACAGUGCUUAUGAACCCCAACAUCGCCUCGGUGCAGACCAACGAGGUGGGGACCAAGCAGGCCGACUCCGUGUACUUCCUGCCUGUCACGCCUCAUUUUGUCACUGAGGUCAUCAAGGCUGAGAGGCCUGACGGCAUCCUGCUGUCCAUGGGCGGUCAGACAGCCCUCAACUGUGGAGUGGAGCUCUUUAAGACCGGCGUCCUGCAGAAAUAUGGGGUGCAGGUGUUGGGGACCCCAGUUGAGUCCAUCAUGGCCACCGAGGAUCGGCAGCUCUUUGCUGACAAGCUGAUGGAGAUCAAUGAGAAGAUGGCGCCCAGCAUCGCCGUGGAAACUGUGGCAGAUGCCCUGAAGGCAGCAGAUCAGAUUGGUUACCCCGUCAUGCUACGCUCUGCCUAUGCCUUGGGAGGGCUGGGCUCUGGGCUGUGUGACAACAAGGAGAAGCUGGAGGAAACUGCCAGGAAGGCCUUGGCCAUGAGCUGUCAGGUCCUGGUUGAGAAGUCACUGUUGGGCUGGAAGGAGGUAGAGUACGAGGUGGUGCGGGAUGUGGCCGACAACUGUGUCACUGUCUGCAACAUGGAGAAUUUUGACCCUCUGGGCAUCCAUACAGGGGACUCCAUCGUGGUGGCACCCAGCCAGACUCUGUCCAAUGAAGAGUACCACAUGCUGAGGGAGACAGCCAUCAAGGUGGUGCGCCACCUGGGCAUCGUGGGCGAGUGCAACAUACAGUAUGCCCUGCACCCGGCCUCGCUGGAGUACUGCAUCAUCGAGGUCAACGCCCGCCUCUCCCGCAGCUCCGCCCUCGCCUCCAAGGCCACCGGGUACCCCUUGGCAUUUGUGGCAGCCAAGCUGGCGCUGGGCAUCCCAUUGCCCGAGAUCAAGAACGCAGUGUCGGAGAAGACCACCGCCUGCUUCGAGCCCAGCCUGGAUUACAUCGUCACCAAGAUCCCCCGGUGGGACCUGGACCGCUUUCAGGGCAUGUCCCGAGAGAUUGGGAGUGCCAUGAAGAGUGUGGGAGAGGUAAUGGCGGUGGGGCGCACCUUUGAGGAGAGCAUCCAGAAGGCCCUACGCAUGUGCCACCCCUCGGUGGAUGGCUUUGUGCCCCACCUGCCCCUCAAAAGGGCUUGGGGUGCCCGGCAGGACCUGCAGCAGGAUCUGGCCGUGCCCUCCAGCACCCGCAUCUUCUCUCUGGCUAAGGCCCUUCACAGCGGUCUUAGUGUGGAUCAGAUCCACCAGCUUACAGCCAUCGACAAGUGGUUCCUGCAUAAACUGCGCCGUAUUACUGAGCUGGAGCAGCACCUUGGCAAGUUCAACAGCUUGUCAGUGCCCCAGGACCUUCUGCUGAAGGCCAAGCAGGAUGGCUUCUCUGACCGGCAGGUGGGCCAGGCGUUGGGCUGCAGGGAGGGGGAGGCUAGAGCACUGAGACUGCACGGGAACAUCAGACCCUGGGUCAAACAGAUUGACACGCUCGCUGCAGAGUACCCCGCGGUCACCAACUACCUGUACUGCACCUACCAUGGUCAGGAGCAUGAUUUGGACUUCAAUGACAAGGGAAUUAUGGUGCUGGGGUGUGGGCCCUACCAUAUUGGCAGCAGUGUGGAGUUUGACUGGUGCGCAGUCUCCAGCAUCCGCACCCUCAGGCAGAUGGGCAAGCGCACGGUUGUGGUCAACCACAACCCUGAGACGGUCAGCACGGACUUCGACGAGUGCGACCGGCUGUACUUCGAGGAACUGACCCUGGAGCGCAUCCUGGACAUCACCCAACAGGAGAGUUGCAGUGGCAGCAUUGUCUCCGUGGGGGGCCAGAUCCCCAACAAUCUGGCCGUACCUCUGCACCAGAACGGGGUGAAGAUCCUAGGCACCGACCCCCUCCAGAUCGACCGGGCAGAGGAACGCUCCGUGUUCUCCACCAUCCUGGAUGAGCUGGGUGUGGCACAGGCACCCUGGCAGGCCCUCAGCUCCCUGGAAGAUGCCUUUGCCUUCGCCAAUAAGGUGGGGUACCCUUGCCUCCUGCGCCCCUCAUACGUGCUAAGCGGCUCGGCGAUGAACGUGGCGUACGGUGAGGAGGAGAUGAAACGCUUCCUCGAGGAGGCUGCUCAGGUGUCACAGGAGCACCCGGUGGUCAUCACCAAGUUCAUCUGCGGGGCCAGAGAGGUGGAGGUGGAUGCUGUGGCCAAGGCAGGCAAGGUGCUGGUCCAUGCCAUCACUGAGCAUGUGGAGGAUGCUGGGGUCCACUCGGGUGAUGCCACCCUCAUGCUGCCCACCCAGACCAUCAGCCAAGGGGCACUGGAGAAGGUGAAGACUGCCACCCGGAAGAUUGCAAAGGCGUUUGAAAUUUCAGGGCCAUUCAACACGCAAUUCCUGGUGAAAGGAAAUGACGUCAUGGUGAUUGAGUGCAACCUCCGCGCCUCCCGCUCCUUCCCCUUUGUCUCCAAGACGAUCGGCGUUGACUUCAUCAACGUGGCCACCAAGGUGAUGGUGGGGGAGCGGCUGGAUGAAUCACGCCUGCCCUCCCUGGAGAACCCCUUCAUCCCUGUCGACUAUGUGGGCAUCAAGGCCCCCAUGUUCUCCUGGCCCCGGCUGAGAGACGCGGAUCCUGUUCUGCGCUGCGAGAUGGCGUCCACAGGAGAGGUGGCUUGCUUUGGACCAAACAUAUACUCUGCGUUCCUGAAGGCCAUGCUGUCCACGGGCUUCAAACUGCCCCAAAGGGGGAUCCUGAUUGGGAUCCAGCACUCAUUCCGACCCAAGUUCCUGGCCACGGCACACCAGCUCAACGAGGAGGGCUUCAAGCUCUACGCCACUGAGGCCACCUCCGCCUGGCUCAGCGCUAAUGAUGUGCCGUCCACACCUGUGGCCUGGCCCAGCCAGGAGGGGAAGGACACCAACCUGCCCAACAUCAGCAGACUCAUCAGUGAGGGCCAGAUUGACCUAGUGAUCAACCUCCCCAACAACAACACCAGGUUCGUCAAGGACAACUUCCUCAUCCGCAGGAUGGCUGUGGACCACGGGGUGCCACUCAUCACCAACUACCAGGUUGUCAAACUAUUCGCUGAGGCCAUCAAGUAUGCAAACACGCUGGACACUAGCAGCCUGUUCCACUACCGUCAGCGAGACACCAGUCAGCAGGGCUAG
This is a messenger RNA of Megalops cyprinoides (Indo-Pacific tarpon), 4500 nucleotides long. It is a transcript of the gene cps1, whose product is annotated as carbamoyl-phosphate synthase 1, mitochondrial. Gene Ontology annotation, molecular function: ATP binding; carbamoyl-phosphate synthase (glutamine-hydrolyzing) activity; metal ion binding. Bases 1 to 4500 code for a protein of 1499 amino acids. Gene Ontology annotation, biological process: 'de novo' pyrimidine nucleobase biosynthetic process; L-arginine biosynthetic process; L-glutamine metabolic process. Gene Ontology annotation, cellular component: cytoplasm; carbamoyl-phosphate synthase complex. The record is from RefSeq and is a predicted model, not a curated record. The transcript has 38 exons. NCBI's taxonomy places the organism in Eukaryota, Metazoa, Chordata, Actinopteri, Elopiformes, Megalopidae.